GCGGUCGCGGGAGUAGAGGUUUGGAACUGUUGCCGGUCUUGUAGAUACCUUGGAUUUAACGCCGCCCGAAUUUGCUGCUUCUGGGUUGCUCGCUAGCGGGAUUAAUUGCAUUGACUCGGAGAUCUGGCUUUUUCAAAAAUUGUUUUGGGGAGAGGAAUUUUCUCAUCAUCGCUCCGGCAUUUUCUGCCUCGGGACUCCUGGCUGCCACUACCGUUGCCGCCGCCUUCUCCUCUCUCGGGACGGAGGGACCGCUGGCUCCAGGCUCGGACGACUUGGGCUUCAAGGUUUCGGCUCCUCAGUUUCCGGCUGGUUUAGGGGCUCCGUCCACUGUGGAUUACAAUUGCACCAUGACCUUGGAAGAAGUCGUGGCUUGCGAGAGUGCGGCUCAGAAAAUGCAGACGGUGAGCAAUGCGGUGGAGGAGUUGCUCGUAGCGGCGCAGCGCCAAGACCGCCUGACAGUGGGCGUGUAUGAGUCGGCUAAGCUGAUGAAUGUGGACCCAGACAGCGUGGUCCUUUGCCUCUUGGCUAUCGAUGAGGAUGAGGAGGAUGACAUCGCCUUGCAGAUCCAUUUCACGUUGAUCCAAGCCUUUUGCUGUGACAACGACAUAGAUAUAGUUCGGGUGUCUGGGAUGAGGAGACUGGCCGAGCUUCUAGGGGAGCCGGGGCCCACGGAGGAGAGCGAGGAGACGCGGGAUCUGCACUGCCUGCUGGUCACGAAUCCUCAUACUGAUUCAUGGAAGAGCCAUGGACUGGUAGAAGUGGCUAGCUACUGCGAGGAGAGCCGAGAGAACAACCAGUGGCUCCCCAACAUCUCCCUCCAGGAGCGCUGAUAGCCUUCCCCAAACGUGGAAAAUUGCUGCCCUGCAGACACAUUUAAAAACAAAAAAACACCCCCCCCUUCCCAAACCGCACCAGAAUCCAACCAUCAAGACCACUGUCGGGAAGAGGUGUAAGGGACAGAAUGUUCUGGCUGAAAUGGGGAGAAGAAACACCUGGAACCUCUGUCAGGACCUAGGGAGGUCUAGGUCACCUGGGGUCAGGAAUGACAGAGCUGAGAGGUGGGACUGUGUCGGCCUCAGGAAGAUUCACUGGCCAGAGCGAGAAGGUGACAAUGGGGCUGUGGAACCCAGGGAGGCCUGGAGUCCAGGGACCAGGUGGGGGAAUUGGCCAGAAGGACCUGCCUUCCCCCACCGAGAAGGGACUGUGCAUGGAGACCAGAUGAGCUUGUCCCUCCGGGCUGCCCCUCCGGCCGGCCACAACGGCCUUUUACUGUUGCAAAUGGGAGUUGGCAUUUGCAACCGAGACUUGAUGGUGGGAGGUCUAGAGAGAGAGACCUACUGAGCCGGGAGCCCGCAUCGGGCUGCUGCUGCUGCUGUGUACUUAGAGCUCCCAGUCUGCAAACAAUAUAUAUAUUAUAUAUUUUUAUGUUAUUGCACUAAUCGAGCCGUUUGAGAAGAGAAGACAAGUUUCUAUAUAUCUCUAUAUAUUUUUGUGUGUGUGUCUCACGCUGGUUUGGUAAUAAAUUUCUGCACACUG
Molecule: messenger RNA, 1536 nt
Organism: Antechinus flavipes (yellow-footed antechinus)
Lineage: Eukaryota; Metazoa; Chordata; Mammalia; Dasyuromorphia; Dasyuridae
Gene: GADD45B
Product: growth arrest and DNA damage inducible beta
Exons: 4
Coding region: 348-830 (160 amino acids)
Biological process (GO): regulation of cell cycle
Cellular component (GO): nucleus; cytoplasm
Source: RefSeq, a predicted model, not a curated record